Molecule: messenger RNA, 381 nt
Organism: Colletotrichum lupini
Lineage: Eukaryota; Fungi; Ascomycota; Sordariomycetes; Glomerellales; Glomerellaceae
Exons: 1
Coding region: 1-381 (126 amino acids)
Source: RefSeq, a predicted model, not a curated record
AUGACAGAAUUGGCGUGUCGAUCUUUUCAGUCUUUUCCCUGCCCAGGGAGCACCCCUCCGCGCGAGGUUCAAGGAUCGACAUUGUAUCCGUACGAAUACCAACUUACCGACCUCUCUUUCUCUAGGUAUUUCCCAUUUCCCUGCUGUCACGCCUCUGUCUGUUAUUUCAACCACACCUUUGGAGUCUCGACAACAGAGGGGGCAGCGAUUCGCUCGGGAGAAGAUGUGCAAGAGUGGUCGGCGACCAUCUUCCACCUCACCUUGCAGCGACUAAUCUCGGAUGGCUUUUCGUCCGAGAACGUGAACAUCAUCUCCAUGCCUGCUCCCCUGUCACCCAUGCCCUUGUCUGUCUUGGACUCCGACUCCGAUUCCGAUCUUUAG